UGGCCUGGCCUGUCUGUCCGCCUGUAUACAUAUCUCCCCUACCUCGCCCACUGCCGGACGCCCAGCGAUCCAGUGCCCCCCACUCCCCACCACCCGCGCGUGGCCCGGCACGAACACCUCAACCUUUCUUUCCUUCCCUUACCAAGCGCCAAGCUAGCCCCAAGCAGAGCUCUCAACGAGAGGAGAUCGAUCGAUCGAUCUCUCGCUCCGUCCAUUGAUGGACUACUCGAGCUCCAAGGAGCCGUCCUCGGCAAGGGCGUGGUGGACGAGGGAGACGGUGGCCGUGGUGACCGGCGCGAACAGGGGCAUCGGGCUCGCGCUGGCGGCGCGGCUCGGGGAGCACGGCAUCACCGUGGUGCUCACCGCGCGGGACGCCGAGCGAGGGGAGGCCGCCGCCGCGGCGCUCCGUGCCCGGGGCCUCCACGUCGUCUUCCACCGCCUCGACGUCGCCGACCCUGCCUCCGUGCAGGCCUUCGCCGCCUGGCUCCGCGACGCCAUCGGCGGCCUCGACAUCCUGGUGAACAAUGCAGCAGUUUCAUUCAAUGAAAUUGACACUAACUCAGUGGAGCACGCCGAGACGGUCCUUAGAACGAACUUCUAUGGGGCCAAGAUGCUGACUGAAGCACUCCUGCCACUUUUCCGGCGAUCACCAGCCACCAGCCGAAUACUGAAUAUCAGCUCCCAACUUGGACUACUCAAUAAGGUGAGCGACCCGGAGCUGAAGCGGCUGCUCCAGGACGAGGAGAGGCUGACGGAGGCGGAGGUGGAGGGGAUGGCGUCGCGGUUCCUGGCGCAGGUGAAGGACGGGACGUGGCGCGGGCAGGGGUGGCCCAAGGUGUGGACGGACUACUCGGUGUCCAAGCUGGCCCUGAACGCGUACGCGCGGGUGCUGGCGCGGCGGCUGCAGGCGCGCGGCGACCGGGUGAGCGUCAACUGCUUCUGCCCCGGGUUCACGCGGACGGACAUGACCCGCGGCUGGGGGAAGCGCACCGCGGAGGAGGCUGCCGAGAUCGGGGCGCGCCUCGCCCUGCUCCCGCCCGGCGAGCUCCCCACGGGCACCUUCUUCAAGUGGUGCACGCCGCAGCUCUACUCCAAGCUCUGACGGCCGCCGCGCCGCGCGAGCCGCGAGGCAUCCGUGUAGUGCGGUGCGGUUUGUAAUUGUGCGGACAAGCGCCUCGCGCCCUCGCCGUCCUGUGCCGCGCGGUCUCAGCAACGAGCUCAAUUACUGUGUAUACUUAGUAGGUGUGUGACCGUCCAGCUGAAUAUAUGUUCAGAAUCAGAUCCAACAUUAGCAGAGCGAAAUCGGUAGCGCGGCCGCUUUAUUCUAUCCUUACCUAUCUUGUCUGAAUUCUGAAGUUGUGCGUUCCACCGUUAACGUUUAGCGAGAGAAGGAACGAGUUCGUUCUUCUUUUCUC
This is a messenger RNA of Oryza sativa Japonica Group (Japanese rice), 1415 nucleotides long. Its product is annotated as (+)-neomenthol dehydrogenase. The record is from RefSeq and is a predicted model, not a curated record. NCBI's taxonomy places the organism in Eukaryota, Viridiplantae, Streptophyta, Magnoliopsida, Poales, Poaceae. Gene Ontology annotation, cellular component: membrane.